AUCUCGGAGAACAUGCACAGAAUUAAAGUCUGACACUCUGGACAUCCAAUGCCAAAGGGGAUUUCGCACGGUGCCCUGCACCAGCCGUAUGCAGCCCGGGACUAAGGCAAACUUGGCGUGCAAACCAGGAUUCCAAUUACACAAAGAACCAGAGUUCACGCAAAUCAAUUGCGAAAAUGAUGGAAUUUGGGAUAAUUGUUUAUUCUCUUGUGAACCAGAAUGUGGUAAUCCAACACCAAUUGAAACUAUUUUUAAUUCGGACCCUCCUGUAACUUACUUAGCGGGUCAAUAUCCAUGGUAUGCUAUGUUGUUUACACGAAGAAAAGAUUUAAGAAAAGUACAAUUCCUAUUCAGUUGUGGGGGCUCUAUUAUCAACUCAAGAAUGAUAAUUACAACUGCUCUUUGCGCCCAUAAGCCAGACAUCGACUUGGACGAUCGCAGAGUUGUCGUAGGAUCUAGUGUGUUCAGAUUUAAUAAAACAGAGGAUAUUUAUGAUCAGCAUUAUGAAAUCGAAAAAAUCAUCGUUCCUAAGGGAUUUGAUACUAACCAUGAGGGUCGACCAAAUGAUAUUGCAAUCAUUCUUAUCAAAGGCGAAUUUACCUUUAGUGAUAUAAUUAAGCCUAUUUGUUUAGAAAGACUAUUUAAUGGACCCAUAGAAGAGCCAGAAAUUGGAGAAAUGGGAUACGUACCAGGGUAUAGCACCGAUAGUCAAACUUUUGAUACUGUACGUUUUGUGUAUAAUUUAUCAUUACCAUAUAUAUCGAAUACGAGUUGCGGAAAUUUCGAAUAUCCCUUCAAAAGAUAUUAUCAAUCUUAUGAUAAAUUCUGUGCAGGAAAUCUAAGUUUUGGGUUAGAAAUUCCAUUUGGUUUUUUGGGUGGCGGAUAUUUUGUUCCUGACUACAAGUCGUUUGAACCCGUGUACUUUUUAAAAGGCGUCGCUUCCGCCUAUGGUAGAUCUGUUGAUUUUUUUGCCAUUACUAACAUAUAUGUACAUCUACCAUGGAUUUUACUACAAGAGGUCGUUGACAAGUUCGGCUCAUUGUAAACUUCCUGCUAUACCAAAUAAUGGACGUUAUUUAAUUGGAGGGCA
This is a messenger RNA of Ctenocephalides felis (cat flea), 1090 nucleotides long. RefSeq names its product CLIP domain-containing serine protease B15-like. The record is from RefSeq and is a predicted model, not a curated record. The coding region runs from base 89 to 1045 and encodes 318 amino acids. NCBI's taxonomy places the organism in Eukaryota, Metazoa, Arthropoda, Insecta, Siphonaptera, Pulicidae. Gene Ontology annotation, biological process: proteolysis. The transcript has 8 exons. Gene Ontology annotation, molecular function: serine-type endopeptidase activity.